AGAUCUGCCGAACCAUAAAAAAUGCGGAGAAAAAAAAAACGAAAAAAAAAAUCUCAUUUUGAUCUCGAGAAUCCAACAAUUGUAUCAGGAAUCACAAGAUCGAACUGAAGAUAUUCCUUGCUUGCCCAACCAACGUGUGGCUGGGAGCCUCAACAAUUGUGCCACACGCAACCUCUCAAAAAAGCUUCGAUGAACAAAAAAGCAGCAAUUUUGUUCAAGGAACAGAACAAGAAGAAGAGAGGAAGAAGCAAAGAUCAACCCCCCUACUGUGAUUGUUCUGUCACAAAUUGCUGUACGAGGUAAGAAAGACUCCAUUUUGAUCUGAUCCAAGCCUCCCCAUGGCGAAGCUCGCAGCCCAGGGGGGUCUCAGGAUGAUCUUGAGUGGCGACAAGUUGUCACUUUGGUCGGGGAAGAGGAUUGUCGAGAGGUCGGUAGGGAUCCCCAGAGGAGUACUCAUGUCUCCUGGUGGUUCUAGGGUUUGGGCUGUGGGGAGGAAGUCGAGCAGGGGCUCCAGAGUCGAUGAACGCAGGAGUUUGGAGGAUAAAGAUGUUGAAGAAGAAGAAUCCGAAGACGAGGAAGAGGAGGAGGACGAGCAGUUCAAAUCGGAUGAAUUCUCUUCUUUCAGAGGGUUGGUGUUGGAUAUCUCUUAUAGGCCUAUUAAUGUCGUUUGCUGGAAGCGGGCAAUAUGUCUGGAAUUCAUGGACAAGGCAGAUGUUCUUGAAUACUAUGAUCAAACCGUGUCUUCGCCCCAAGGAUCAUACUAUAUUCCAGCUGUUUUGCAGAUUCCACAUUUGCUUCAAGUUGUCAAGAGAAGACGGGUUAAACACAAUCUUAGUCGAAAAAACAUAUUUUUCAGGGAUUCUUUCACUUGCCAAUAUUGUUCUUCUCAUCAAGACUUGACCAUUGAUCAUGUAAUACCAACUUCACGCGGCGGUGAAUGGACGUGGGAAAAUCUGGUGACUGCAUGUGCAAGAUGUAACUCAAGGAAGGGAAAGAAAACAUUGGAAGAGGUGAACAUGAGGCUGCUUAAGAUUCCUAAGGUCCCUAAGGAUUAUGACAUCCUCGCCAUACCUUUGACAACAGCUGCGAUAAAAAUGCUGAAGAUGAGAAAAGGAGUCCCUGAGGAAUGGCUGCAGUACCUCGCCCAGCCAAGUCCAUAGGACACUCUGAUUUAGAUCAUUUAAUGGUCGCUUUGUGUCGGAGGCAUUUGGAUUUUAUUGGUUUGGAUCGAGCCAAAUGACAUAAGAAGAUUCAUAUAAUUGACCUCACGUAGUAAGGAUAAAGACGGGUUAUUGUUCUUGUAGGUCAUGUACAUAAACAUUGUAACUCAAUAAGCGACACUUUGUUGCUAAUAGCUCUAAUGCAAUCUUAACUGGUUAAUGUA
Zingiber officinale is the source of this 1384-nucleotide messenger RNA. RefSeq lists its product as uncharacterized. Lineage: Eukaryota; Viridiplantae; Streptophyta; Magnoliopsida; Zingiberales; Zingiberaceae. The transcript is spliced from 7 exons. Bases 339 to 1160 code for a protein of 273 amino acids. The record is from RefSeq and is a predicted model, not a curated record.